GCCCCUUGGGCCCGCCCCCGCACCCCGCUCGCCGGCGUCUGGCUCUCAUGAUGAUGAAGAAGAAGAAGUUUAAGUUUAAGGUGGACUUCGAGCUCGAGGAGCUCUCCUCGGUGCCCUUCGUCAACGGGGUCCUCUUCUGCAAGAUGCGGCUGCUGGACGGCGGCAGCUUCACCGCCGAGUCCCCCAGGGAGGUGGUGCAAGCAAACUGUGUUCACUGGAGAAAGAAGUUCUCAUUUAUGUGCAAAAUGAGUGCAAGUGCCACCACAGGCAUCCUAGACCCUUGUAUCUACAGAGUAUCUGUGAGGAAGGAAUUAAAAGGUGGAAAAGCUUAUGCAAAGCUGGGCUUUGCAGAUCUAAACCUGGCAGAGUUUGCUGGAUCAGGAAAUACCACUCGUCGCUGUUUACUGGAAGGCUAUGAUACCAAAAAUACAAGACAGGAUAAUUCCAUUCUUAAAGUUUUAAUCAGUAUGCAACUGAUGUCUGGUGACCCAUGUUUUAAAACGCCUCCUUCUACAUCAAUGUCUAUACCAAUUGCUGGUGAAUCUGAAUCUCUGGAAGAAGAUAGAAAAGGUGGAGAGACUCUCAAAAUUCAUCUUGGGAUAGCAGAUCUCUCAGCAAAGAGUGCCUCUGUUCCAGAUGAACUUGGUGCCUGUGGACAUUCUAGAACAUCAAGCUAUGCAAGCCAGCAGUCAAAAGUAUCAGGAUAUAGCUCUUGCCACUCCCGGUCAUCUAGUUUCUCUGAGCUCUGCCACAGGAGAAAUACCUCAGUGGGAAGUACAUCAACAGGAAUUGAAAGUAUUCUAGAGCCAUGUGAUGAAAUUGAGCAGAAGAUAGCUGGACCAAAUCUUGAUACAGCUGAUAAAGAAGAUGCAGCUUCAGAAACACUCAACAGAUGCCCAGUGAAACAAGAUUCUGUAGAAUCUCAGCUGAAGCGAGUUGAUGACACCAGAGUGGAUGCAGAUGAUAUUGUGGAGAAAAUAUUACAAAGUCAAGACUUCAGCCUAGAUUCCAGUGCAGAAGAAGAAGGACUGAGGUUAUUUGUGGGUCCUGGGGGAAGUACAACCUUUGGCAGUCAUCAUCUUCCAAACAGGGUGGGGUCUGGAGCUUAUGAACAAGUUGUGAUCAAACGCUAGAAAUCAAGCUGGUGAACUGAAGCUUCCCUGGGGGUUUAAGAUAUGGGCAGUUGAGCUGUCAAGGCACUUUAUUCAAGCACUUAUGAGAAAGUGAACCUAUUAAAAAAAAAUGAAGCAUGUUCAUCUAUCAAGAGGAAAGCCAACACUGAUUUCUUCUCUGAAGGUGCCCACCACUCUCCUUUCUCACCCACCAACAGGGAACAUCGGAAUGGUAGUAUCAGGGCAGUGUGCCACGUGUGCUUAUAGGUACACAGCUUCUGUGGUCACUGCACAUAAUAAUGAAAAGCCUGCUUAUUUUUUCAAAACAUCCAGCGGGAAA
Molecule: messenger RNA, 1452 nt
Organism: Balaenoptera ricei (Rice's whale)
Lineage: Eukaryota; Metazoa; Chordata; Mammalia; Artiodactyla; Balaenopteridae
Gene: EEIG2
Product: EEIG family member 2
Exons: 11
Coding region: 48-1133 (361 amino acids)
Source: RefSeq, a predicted model, not a curated record